GAUCAUUGUUUCUAGGCCAAGGAUGGAGCUGGGGGCAAAUGGUUUCCAUCUGACAGCGUGACUUCGUGCUGGCUUGCCUCUGUACAGCCAAAAGGAUCUCAUCCUUCAAGCUAAUCAGGUCACUGUGCUGAUUGGUAGACUCAUGCAGUAUUUAUGUGAUGGUGGUUUAUCGAGCAACGGGAAGUUCCAUCGUUUGUACACAGCCAAGGAAAGUAGCAGCAUUUGCUCUUGUGUUGCCGAAGGAUGCCGCUGAGAAGACGAAUUCCAUUGGCCUCUUGGGAUACAGGGCUCGACAAGACCUUGCCAAAAUGGUCUACACCAAGGCGGAUAUCGAAUGGCAAGUGAUUGGCAAAUACGCCGCGUGCACUUGUGCUGCCUCUUCAUGGAAGGCUUUGUCAAGAGGAUCAGCAACUGGUAUUCGAGGCGGCACCACCUGGUACGGGAAAGAUGGUCUUUGCGACAAAUAUCGCCGAGACGUCUUUGACGAUGCCAGGAAUCAGGUACGUGGUGGAUUGUCAAAGCAAGCCAUCUUUGAUCCACAGACUGGGAUGACAACGCUUGAGCUUACGCCAAUCAGUCAAAGCCGCGACUCAAAGAGCUGGUCGUGCAGGGCGCACUCGUUCUGGUGUCUGCUACAGAUUGUACAGCGAUGAAGACUUUGACGACAAUGCUCUGCUGGGGACUUCGGAAAUUUCCCGUUCUCACAUGGGGAUUAUCAAGCACCUGGCACUAGGCGGACGAUGAAGUGAAGAACUGGAGGCUCACGAACUUCAGAUUAAAACUGGCCAAGAUAGGAGUGGAGCCACGGUUAGGCAAGAUCAUCCUCGACAGCCAGGCUCACUGUUGUGGUCGAGAAGUCAGUACCCUGUGAUGAUCAUCUUCUUCCGAGCCGACUCUGAAAAAGCAAGCUCCUGGCAGACCGCUGGAAGAUGCGCUGCUGUCAGCAUGGAGACCUGUUCAGCCUCUUGGACGUGUACCGGGAAGGGAGCAGCAAGCACGGCUGAUAUCGACAAAGAAAUGAAGAAGCGCGGAUAACACAGUCGACGUUGAAGGUAUCUCCCAAGGCGUAUGGUACGAAGCGAAUCGAGAUCUCAUCCUGGAGCUUGCAGAGGCAGCUCUAGAUAAACUGGUGGAAGGCGCUCCUUUUGAAGACGGCCUGCUGGAUGAAGCUGCAAUGAAUGCAACCAGAGGGAGCGACAGAUCUCACUGACUUCCACUUGGGAUGAUGAGAGUUCUGGUUGGAAAAUCCGGGGUCAGACUUAGCCGGGCUGGAAAAAUCAGUGGGAGCUCCAGUGGCAUUCCUUGUACGUACAUGGGGACUAGGAAUGCGUGGAGAAAGCAAAGCAGGAAACAGCGUCCUGGAAGAACGAAGCAAUCCAGCAGUGGCAGUGGCAGUCGACGCAGCCUGAUCGUCAACGAGUACAAGCUCACUUGCGCCAACGAAGGCUGCCAGCAGGGUGUUCCUCGUUGUCGACUUUGCAGCCUUGCUCAGCAAAUGGACGAGCUGUGCAAGGCUAGUUUGCAUGGCCACGAACAGGUCCGGACUGCAAAAGCUCAUCAGCGAUCUUUCUCUAUAGAGAUAAAGCAAAAAGAUAAGUAGUUCGCUAUCUAUAGCAAUAGGUUUAAGUGACGCUUGGCCCUUUUCAGCAACAACACGAUGGAGGAGGCUGUUCUGAAAUUGUUGUGGUUUUAUGCUUUCCACUUUAAUCUUUCCAUUUAAAAUGAAUUUCAUAUGGAAGUAAAA
This is a messenger RNA of Selaginella moellendorffii, 1744 nucleotides long. RefSeq lists its product as uncharacterized. The record is from RefSeq and is a predicted model, not a curated record. The transcript has 4 exons. Bases 159 to 653 code for a protein of 164 amino acids. NCBI's taxonomy places the organism in Eukaryota, Viridiplantae, Streptophyta, Lycopodiopsida, Selaginellales, Selaginellaceae.